Messenger RNA from Daphnia carinata, 1194 nucleotides. RefSeq names its product RAB6-interacting golgin-like (gene Gorab). The transcript is spliced from 6 exons. The record is from RefSeq and is a predicted model, not a curated record. Gene Ontology annotation, biological process: non-motile cilium assembly. Bases 61 to 1011 code for a protein of 316 amino acids. NCBI's taxonomy places the organism in Eukaryota, Metazoa, Arthropoda, Branchiopoda, Diplostraca, Daphniidae.
AAUACGUGUCAAAAUAAAACAAAAGGUAAAUAAACUUUCAAGUUGCAAAAUUAAAGCUAAAUGGAGACACCGUGGUCAGGUUUUUCGCCCGCAGAUCAAGCAAAGAUCAAAUCCGAAUUGGAUAAUUUCGACGUGCUAAAGAAUGGCCUGCAAGAUGCCAAUAUCACUGACAACAAGGAAGUAAAAUCAUUAGCUUUUUCAAAGAAACCUAAAGUAACUUCAAAGAAAACACUACAUAGUUUUUACAUGAAUGCCCACCAUACAGAUGGCCUACCGGCUGAGGCAUUACUCUCAACCAUAACCAAACAGGAAAAGGGAUCUGAAUCUCCAGUUCAUGUAAAGCUAAGAAUCUUAGAAGAUAGGCCUACAUCAUUUGAGAUAAUGGAAGCAAUACCACAAGAAAAUGAUACUUUGUUUACACAAGAACAAGCUAACCUUAAGACACAGGAUGUCAACCAUCAAAUUGAUGAGUCACCUUGCUCACAGUCACCUAAUGCUGUGAUACCAGUUGAUUUGCUACAGAAUGGGGGAAAAAAGGAUCUGGUUAACCUAGAUGAAUUUGAAAAGAAGCAAAAACUUAUUGAGGAACAAAAUCGACUGAAAAAACAAAUGUUGGCAAAAGCUUUGGCACUAAGGAAAAUGAAGACUCAAACUGAAGCGCUGAAGUUACAAAAAAUUCAAGAAGAGCUUUCUAAACUUGAUGCAAAUCUGAGCAAUGAUGUUUGCAUCCUGAGAAGCCAUAUUGAAAUGGCAAGUGCGGAGCUUGCAGAAGCUGAGAAGCGCUACACAAAAGCGGAGCACGAGUUCGUGGAAGCUAAGCAACUACUUUUUAGCAAAAGAGAGCGCAAAGAUCUGUUGACUGAGCAUCUUUGCACUAUUAUCGAGCAAAAUGAGAUGAGAAAAGCACGUCGCCUGACAGAUUUAAUGAUUCAGCUAGACGAUGAAGAAUAUCGAGUAGAACCAUCUGUGCAACAGCCUAUAGAUCCAAUAAAACCAAGCGAGAAUGUUUGAAAUUAUGUAUGCAGCUUUAAGAAUCUCUUCUCUACCUGUGCCUUACUUAAAUUGCCUUUUUAACGAAUCUUUGUCUUGCAUUGCAACGACCAGAGGAAUCAUUGUUACCUAAUAACUUUUGAUUAUAUUUACAUUUUUAUUGCACAUCUCGUUUAAUAAGAUACAGAAUAAACCACCAAAGAA